Messenger RNA from Cygnus atratus (black swan), 3315 nucleotides. It is a transcript of the gene FSTL5, whose product is annotated as follistatin like 5. NCBI's taxonomy places the organism in Eukaryota, Metazoa, Chordata, Aves, Anseriformes, Anatidae. Gene Ontology annotation, biological process: cell differentiation; multicellular organism development; regulation of BMP signaling pathway. Bases 11 to 2551 code for a protein of 846 amino acids. The record is from RefSeq and is a predicted model, not a curated record. Gene Ontology annotation, molecular function: calcium ion binding; protein binding. The transcript is spliced from 15 exons.
ACCUGUAAAGAUGUUUAUGUGGUGGUCAGCUGUUUUACUUCUUGGAUGCAUUUUGUUGGGAGCAGAUGGGUGGCCAGCCAAGGAAGGAUACAACUUUAGGCUCUAUCAGCCCCUAGUAAGACUACGCCACAAGCAGGAAAAGAAUCAGGAGGGCUCAAGAAGUAAAGGGUUCAUGGGUCAAGAUGGGCACUUGGGAUCAUGCGAAAACAAGUACUGCGGUUUGGGUAGACACUGUGUUGUGAACGGGGAGAGCGGCCAGGCUGAGUGCGUCUGCAUGGAGCGCUGCAAGCCGCAUUACAAGCCGGUGUGCGGCUCUGACGGAGAGUUCUACGAAAAUCAUUGUGAAGUGCAUCGUGCUGCCUGCCUGAAAAAGGAAAAGGUCACCAUUGUCCACAAUGAAGAUUGCUUUUUUAAAGGCGAUAAAUGCAAACCUACUGAAUACACUAAAGUGAAAAAUAUGUUAUUGGAUCUACAAAGUCGGAGAUAUGUUGCACAAUCAAAAGAUAAAAAUGUUGAUGAGAAAAUGGCUUUAAAAAAGAUUCUCGUAGAUCAAAUGUUUAAUUAUUUUGAUUCAGACAGCAAUGGACUUGUGGACACAAAUGAAUUAUCUCAGGUAAUAAAACGGGAUGAGCUUGGCAAGGAUCUGUCUGACUGCUCUCUGUUCGAUUUGCUGAAAUACGAUGAUUAUAAUAGUGACAAGCACCUAGGUCUGGAAGAAUUCUAUAGAGCUUUUCAGGUAGUUCAGCUAAGUCUGCCAGAAGAUCAAAAACUAAGCACCACUGCAGCAACAGUAGGACAAAGUGCUGUCUUAAGUUGUGCCAUCCAGGGAACUCUGAGACCUCCCAUCAUCUGGAAGAGGAACAACAUCAUUCUGAAUAAUUUGGAUUUGGAAGAUAUCAAUGAUUUUGGAGAUGAUGGCUCCUUGUAUAUUACUAAAGUGACCACAACUCAUAUGGGAAAUUACACCUGCUAUGCCGAUGGCUAUGAUAAGCUCUUUCAAACUCAUAUUCUUCAAGUGAAUGUUCCACCAGUCAUCCGAGUCUAUCCAGAGAGUCAGGCAAGGGAGCCAGGUGUGACAGCUAGUCUUCGGUGCCAUGCUGAAGGUAUUCCUAACCCACAACUUGGCUGGCUGAAGAAUGGAAUUGAUAUCACUCCAAAGUUAUCUAAACAGCUAACCCUUCAAGCAAAUGGCAGUGAGGUUCAUAUUAGCAAUGUGCGCUACGAAGAUACAGGAGCAUAUACCUGUAUUGCAAAGAAUGAAGCAGGGGUGGAUGAAGACAUUUCUUCUCUUUUUGUGGAAGAUUCUGCUCGAAAGACCCUUGCAAAUAUAUUGUGGCGAGAGCAAGGUCUGGGAAUUGGGAACAUGUUUUAUGUUUUUUAUGAAGAUGGAAUCAAAGUAAUACAACCAGUGGAAUGUGAAUUUCAGAGACAUAUUAAGCCUAGUGAAAAACUCCUCGGUUUUCAGGAUGAAGUUUGUCCCAAAGCUGAUGGAGAUCCUGUUCAGCGGUGUGUAUGGGCAACUGCUGUUAAUGUAAAAGACAAGUUCAUUUACGUGACUCAGCCCACACUCAACAGAGUACUUAUCGUUGAUGUACAGUCUCAGAAAGUUGUACAGGCAGUGAGUACAGAUCCUGUCCCAGUGAAACUACACUACGAUAAAUCACAUGAUCAAGUCUGGGUUCUGAGCUGGGGAAACAUGGAAAAGAAUUCACCAACUUUGCAGGUGAUAACACAAGCCAGUGGGAGUGUUUCUCAUCACACAAUCCAUACUCAGCCAGUAGGAAAGCAGUUUGACAGAGUAGAUGACUUUUUCAUUCCUGCUACAACCCUCAUCAUUACCCAUAUAAGGUUUGGAUUUGUUCUGCAUAAGGAUGAGCCUGUGCUCCAGAAAAUUGAUCUUGAAACUAUGUCAUACAUCAAGACAAUUAGUUUAAAAGAUUAUAAUUGCAUUCCUCAGUCACUGGCUUAUACACAUCUUGGAGGAUUUUUUUUUAUCCAUUGUAAGCCUGACACUACUGGGGCUGUCCUACCACAGCUUAUAGUGGAUAGCGUUACUGAUUCUGUGAUUGGAUAUAAUGGCGAUGUAACAGGCACACCACACGUCUCUCCAGAUGGACACUACCUUGUCAGCAUUGAUGACGCAAAGGGUCUUAUGAGGUUCCAGUCCAUUACAAUGAGAGGAGAAAUACAGGAUGCAUUUGACAUUCAUACAAAUUUGCACAUAUCUGAUGUAGCUUUUCAGCCAUCAUUCACUGAAGCUCAUCAAUACAAUGUCUAUUGUAGCUCCAGUACACAAACUGAUGUUCUCUUCGUGGAGCUCUCCUCUGGCAAGGUUAAGAUGGUGAAGAGUCUUAAGGAGCCUGUAAAGGCAGGCGAAUGGCCUUGGAACAGUAAGAACCGUCUUAUAAAAGACAGUGGCCUUUUUGGUCAGUAUCUCAUGACCCCUUCCAAGGAAUCUCUGUUUAUCCUGGAUGGACGCCUCAAUAAGUUAAAUUGCGAAAUCACUGAAGUUGAGAGAGGCAACACAGUAAUUUGGGUUGGGGAAGCAUAAGGAUGUGUGUUGGAUAUUUACUGAAUUAAUAGUUUUACAGUACAUUGCACUUAAAUUAUACCAUUCUUUAAACCUAGACAUUUCAUUUGAAAUUGUUAGAUCCUUCUAUACCUGUUAUUUCUUUGACUUAAACACAAUUUGAGUCAAUUUCCACAUAAAAGUUACUAAAACAACAGCUAUAUGAUGAUGGUACUCCUUAUAAACUAUCAGCCAAGAUUGUAUUGGUUGAGUGGAAUUGCUGAAUAUUGAAAUUGAUGAUAAACAUCAUGCAUUAUCUUAAAGAAAGUAGUAAAAAACAUAAAGCUUCAGGGAAUUUAACACGAUACUUUGAAUUUGUAAAUGGAAGAAUCAUAUGUAAAUAUGAUUCAAAUUUUGAUUUGGUUUGCUUCAGAAACAAAAUAAGAGCUGUUGUACAACCUUUGAUUCCUUAAACAGAAAUAUUAUGUCCUGUUUUGUCCAGUCCACUGUUUAAUCUUUUCGUGCCUUGAAGUGAAAGUCUCACAAGAAAGGUAAAGCAUAGCAAUUGUAUAAUUUAUUCCCAUUGUGUCUACAGGAUUGCUUGUCAUUGGAGAGAAACCUUUAGUAUCAAAUUUCUAGUCUCAAGCUUUGGAACAUACAAAGAGAAAAAAAAAAAAGAAAAAAGGAGAAGUUAUAUUUGCAGUGCACAGUUUUCUGAUCGCUGCAGUUUGUGGAGUUUAUUUUUAUGGUGAGUCUUAGUUGAGAAAGCUGCUUGCAGAGGCUUACUUUUUUUUUUCUUUUUUUGA